This is a messenger RNA of Poeciliopsis prolifica (blackstripe livebearer), 822 nucleotides long. RefSeq names its product immediate early response 3-interacting protein 1-like. Lineage: Eukaryota; Metazoa; Chordata; Actinopteri; Cyprinodontiformes; Poeciliidae. The transcript has 3 exons. Gene Ontology annotation, biological process: endoplasmic reticulum to Golgi vesicle-mediated transport. Bases 77 to 325 code for a protein of 82 amino acids. Gene Ontology annotation, cellular component: COPII-coated ER to Golgi transport vesicle; endoplasmic reticulum membrane; Golgi membrane. The record is from RefSeq and is a predicted model, not a curated record.
CCAUCCUCGGCCACCGUACUCCACGUCAUAUGUAAAUAGCUCCAGCUAGCCUGCAGUUAGCUGUCUCAGACUUAUAAUGGCGUUUACGCUGUACUCUCUAAUUCAAGCAGCUAUCCUGUGUGUAAACGCUGUCGCUGUGUUACACGAAGAAAGGUUCCUCAGUAAAAUCGGCUGGGGAGUGGACCAAAGCGUCGGAGGGUUUGGUGAUGAACCAGGCAUCAAAGUUCAGCUGAUGAACCUGAUCCGCUCUGUGAGGACAGUGAUGAGAGUGCCGCUUAUAGGCGUGAAUUCGGUCUGCAUUGUGCUGCUGCUUCUGUUCGGAUGAAGAACAGUCGACCCAGUCCGGGUGAAUCAGCCCACUGCCACAGGUCCGUCUGCUCGGGAACCACUCGGAAGAACCGGCUUCAUAACAACCCCAUGGCGAAGACCUGAAUCUGAAUGUUUCUUUCAACAACAAAUAAAGUCAGAACUCUGAUGACCCUUCCCCCAAAGAGUUGAUCAGCUAAAUACAAGUUUUACAAAUCACCAUCAGAGAUUUUGACUCUUAAAAGAACUCGCAAGAAAUUUGAAUCGGUUGUUGAAAAUAUUGUUUUUGUCCGAAUGCUCAGGAAUAAAGAGCUUUUCAGAUCACUCCGUCUUACAAAGUGUCACUGGAGAAAUUCCUGGAGGAAUUUGUUAUGUACUGUAAAAGUUAAAGGAUUCUUCUGGUUUUAUUUGUCAUUUUUAAAGAAUGCUAACUCAUUUUGUGCUGUGGAACUUCCUUUUGCUGUAAUAACAUAACCCAUGAAAUCCUUAAGUUUUAAAUAAUUUCCAUGCCUGUUA